AUGGACCUGGGCGAGAAUGACGCCUACCCAGGACGCGUGGACGCGUCCUUUUCCGGCCAUAUUCGGGCCAUGCUCUUUUCUUCCUGGCUCAACUCUCUCCUCGUCUUCGUCCCGAUUGGCCUCGUCACGUAUUUGAUGAAAAUGAGCCCGCUCCUAACCUUCACCUCCAACGCCAUUGCAAUCGUGCCGCUGUCCGCUUUAUUGACGGAUGCCACUGAACGGAUUGCGUCCGAUGCCGGUGACACCAUCGGAGCCCUUUUGAACAUUACCCUCGGCAAUCUCGUCGAGUUGAUAAUCUUUAUUGCCCUAGUCAACAACCAUAUUCGCAUUGUCCAAGCUUCCAUCCUGGGCUCCAUCCUUGUCAACCUACUGUUGAUUCUUGGUUCUGCUUUGUUGGCAAGCAAUCUCGCCAACUACGAAUCCAUCCUCGAUGAGGCGGAAUCUCAUUUACUAGCUGGUUUGCUCUUCGUGUCUGUUUUUGUCAUCCUGAUGCCGACGGCUUUUGACUACACCUUCUAUCGCCCGGGAACCACCAAUGCUGCAACUCUCAGCAUGAGCAGAGUCUCGGCAUUGAUAGUACUGGUAAUUUACAUCCUGUACUUUGCUCACGAGAUGAGAUCCCGCCCGGAAAAGGAAAAAUCCACGCCACUCCAGUCGCUAAGUCCCGAAGGUGUCAACAUGUCGGGCACCGAAAUGUUCCCCAUUUUGCGCACCCAGGAUUCAGCCUUUCCGCCCCGGACAAUUCGAUUUUCUGAUCGACCAACGGAAACCACCGCCAGGAGUACGACUCGUGAAGUGAACGGGGUCGAAGUGGGUUUGGACCAGCUCGAAGACGCAUUCAACGAAAACUCGCGACGCAGAAGUGGGGAUAUCAGCACUCGGCCUGGAUCCGCCCAUCAGUACUUCCGCUCGCGCAGGCAUUCCCGAUCUUUCUCGCACAGCUCUAGCCGUGGGUUUCACAGCCGGGAGUCAUCUUUGGGCGGUGGAGGUGGUGGAGGCGGAGUGGCAGCAGCAGGACGCACAACGUUGCAGACGAUACUCGACAGUCCUAAUCCGCACCAACUGGUUCACGAACUUCCGCGCCCCAGCAACAAAGGGGAAAGGAUGGCUUCAGUCAGCGUCCUUAUUUUCACCUCCAUCGUCAUGUCCAUGUGUGCCGAGUUCCUCGUCAGCACCAUUGACGAUGUUACGCACGAGGGUGGGUUGUCAGAAUCCGUCAUUGGACUGAUUAUUCUUCCCGUUGUCGGAAACAUUGCCGAGUACGUCACAGUGGUUACGGUGGCAGCGAGGAAUAAGCUGGAUCUCGCAAUCGCGGUAGCUGUCGGCUCAGCCAUUCAAAUCGCUCUUUGUGUGACCCCCUUGACGGUCAUUGCAGGAUGGAUAAUACAUCGCAACUUGGAAUUGACCUUCAAUUUCUUCGAGACGAUGACCUUGGUGGGCACGGUUCUCUUAGUUAUUCUCCUGGUUCUCAACGACAAGAGCAGUAGCGCUAGGACGAGCGGGUUGAAAGGAGCCUUGAUGGUCGCCUGUUACGGCAUCAUCGGACUCGGCGCCUAUCUCUCGCCCCCAACCAAGGAGUGA
Ilyonectria robusta is the source of this 1581-nucleotide messenger RNA. Its product is annotated as Sodium/calcium exchanger protein-domain-containing protein. Bases 1 to 1581 code for a protein of 526 amino acids. The record is from RefSeq and is a predicted model, not a curated record. NCBI's taxonomy places the organism in Eukaryota, Fungi, Ascomycota, Sordariomycetes, Hypocreales, Nectriaceae. Gene Ontology annotation, biological process: intracellular calcium ion homeostasis; calcium ion transmembrane transport. Gene Ontology annotation, molecular function: calcium:proton antiporter activity. Gene Ontology annotation, cellular component: fungal-type vacuole membrane. The transcript has 4 exons.